Molecule: messenger RNA, 1658 nt
Organism: Penaeus vannamei (Pacific white shrimp)
Lineage: Eukaryota; Metazoa; Arthropoda; Malacostraca; Decapoda; Penaeidae
Product: regulator of microtubule dynamics protein 1
Cellular component (GO): cytoplasm; mitotic spindle pole; mitochondrion
Molecular function (GO): microtubule binding
Source: RefSeq, a predicted model, not a curated record
AAGCGAUCCAAACAUUGGCCGUGGAAUUCUGAGUUUAGGUUCCUUGUUAUCAAGAGACGUAAUAAAAAAGCAACUCAUAGAUAACGACACUUGAUUUAACCGGGUAGAAAGCAGAGGGAAGUCUUAGCCCUUGAAAAUGUUUCUAAGAUUUGGAAUUAGGAAAUGUUUAUUUCCUGUAAUCAGGAAAACGGCAAGGACAAGAGUUACUAGUGCAUCCUUUUCUCGACUGGUAACAGGGAAUGUAGCGAAGGUAGCGAAAACAAGCAUCCCAAGUGCUGUCAUGUUUGGAGUCCUUGGAAGUGGUUUCUAUGUUGGAAGUGUUUUAGCAAAUGAGAACACUCUGGAGACUCUCUUGGCUGAGGCAGAUGAGUUGUAUGAAGCAAUGAAGUAUGAGGACAUUUAUGCUCUUCUCAGUGCUCACAAGGAAGUGAAACAUGAUGAAAUUCUUUGGAGACUGGGAAGGGCCACAUAUGAAAAAGCAAAGGCAGCUAAAACAGAUGAUGAAAAGAAGGUGCUAUACAGAGAAGCCUUGGAUUAUGUAGAAGAAGCUUUGGCUAUCAACAGUGAAAACUUCGCUGUCCACAAGUGGAUGUCCAUUCUUAUUGACUAUGUGUAUGGAUAUGAAGGAACGAAAGCUAGGAUAUCACAGUCAUACAAUGUUAAACAUCACAUGGAGAAAGCCUGUCAAUUGAACCCUACCGAUGGAACCUCUAGAUAUCUCCUAGGAUAUUGGUACUACAGUAUAGCCAGCAUCCCAUGGUACCAGAGGAAGAUUGCUUCUGUUGUAUUUGCUACACCUCCCUCGGGAACAUAUGAAGAUGCGCUGGAAGAGUUCUUACAUGCAGAGAAACUGGAACCCAACUUUUAUAGUAAAAACUUGUUGAUGAUUGGGAAAUGCUACCAGAUACUAGGGAAAAAAGAAGAGGCAAAGCAGUACCUGACUCGCGCCAUGAAUUAUUCAGCGAAGACUCUCGAUGAUAAAGAGGCAGUGGACGAAGCAACUCAACUUUUAAAGGGAAUGUAAUGUCAUGUCUUGUGUAAUUAGUUAUCUUUAUGAAUUCUAAUGUAUUUUGGUAUCACUAGCUUGUCUUGUUGUUUUAUAGUCUAUUUCUUUUUAUAAAUGAACACUUUAGUAUGGAAGAAAUGCUUUUAUCAUUUGAAGUCAAAUACCAUGACAGUCAUACUAGUUUCUAUGAAGUGAUGAUUAUUUUUGUUAAUUUAAUUACUCAUAUGAAUGGAGACUGACUGAUUUUGAUAAAAUUAUUUAUCACUUUUAUCAAUAUUUCCAGCCUUUCCAUUCACUUGAUUGUCUCAAAGUAGCACAAACAUAUCAGAGUUGUUGUAUAAGUAUGUAGGCUGAUACUAAUAAACAAAAUACCAAAUAUGUUUAUUUUUAGUGAUAAAACAUUACAUAACAUUGUUUAUCAGAUAUCAUCCUGAAAAAAUAUAAUUUUAUUAUUUUUGUAUCUUAAGUUUACUGCCAUGUAUAGAUUUGAAAAAAAUAACAAUUAUUCAUGUUUAGUUAUCAACAGUUUAAUUAUUCUAUGAAAGUAAUUUAUCCAUAUAACAUUCUUAUUAUAUAUCAGAAUGGCAUUUCUUGACAUAUCAUUUUUAGAGUGAUUUACACUUCUCUAAUUACAGAAGCAAAAAAAAAAAAA